Fusarium vanettenii 77-13-4 is the source of this 1603-nucleotide messenger RNA. RefSeq lists its product as uncharacterized. The transcript is spliced from 4 exons. Bases 1 to 1251 code for a protein of 416 amino acids. Gene Ontology annotation, cellular component: plasma membrane; SNARE complex; endomembrane system. The record is from RefSeq and is a predicted model, not a curated record. Gene Ontology annotation, molecular function: SNARE binding; SNAP receptor activity. Gene Ontology annotation, biological process: vesicle fusion; intracellular protein transport; exocytosis. NCBI's taxonomy places the organism in Eukaryota, Fungi, Ascomycota, Sordariomycetes, Hypocreales, Nectriaceae.
AUGAGUUACGGAUACGGAAGACAAAAUCCCUACGACUCGCCCGACACGGGCUACAACACUCCUACCGGCGGUUACGGAAACAAUGGUGGUUAUGGUAACAAUGGCGGCUAUGGAGGUGGGUACAACAGCCCUCCCGCGCAGAGUGGUUUCGGAGGUGAGAUUGUGAUUGAACUGGAUAUGGGACUGGCUGGUCGUCGUCCGUCAUCCACAGCGCGCGCUGACACGACGCGAUUCGUAGGCAACGUCGAGAUGGAGCCCCUCGCCCACAACGCCAGCUCUUUCGGCCAUGGCGACCCCAACGCCAUCCUGAACGAGUGCCGCGAUAUUGACCGCGGCAUCGACACUGUCGAGAAGAACCUUGAGGAGCUCCGUCACAUUCAACAGCGAACACUCGAUGACGCCGACAGCUCGGCAUCGAGCGCCGCUAACCAGCAGCUUGAUGCCCUCUCUGCCGACACCAUGAGCCUCUACCGCGGCCUCACAGAACGCGUCCGCGUCGUCAAGUCCAACCCCGAGGCCCAGUCAGCAAAGAACAACCCUCACGUCACCCGUAUCGACCGCCGCCUCAAGUCAGCUAUCCAGCAGUACCAGCAGGUUGAGUCGCAGUUCCGAAAGCGCACCCAGGACCAGAUGGCUCGCCAGUACCGUAUCGUUCGCCCCGAUGCCAGCGAAGCUGAGGUUCAGGCCGCCGUCGAGGACACAACUGGUGGCCAGGUCUUCCAGCAGGCUCUCAUGCAGAGCGACCGCCAAGGACGCGCCCGUGCCGCUCUCAGCGCUGUCCAGGAUCGUCACGCCGCCCUUGUCAAGAUUGAGCAGCAGAUGGUUGAGCUCGCUCAGCUGUUCCAGGAUAUGGACACCCUCGUCGUCCAGCAGGAGGUUGCUGUCACCCAGAUUGAGCAGAAGGCCGAAGAGGUCGUCGAGAACCUCGAUAAGGGUAACGAGGAGAUUGGCGUCGCCGUCAACACGGCCCGCAAGACUCGCAAGAAGAAGUGGAUCUGCCUUGGUAUCUGUGUGGCCAUCAUUCUCGUCAUCGUCAUUAUCGUGCUCAUCUACAUCUUUGUCAUCAAGGGCCAGAACAACGACAACAAGAAGCGAAGCCUCGUCGACGACAUCAACCGCACUCUACCCGCCAUCAACGCCCUCGGCCGACGAUCUCGCAUCAUGGGCCGAAGCGCAGACGACAGCGAAGCUACCGCCCUCCUUGACCAACUCACCAAGGGGCGGAUGCACCUCCCUUCAAUCCCGAAAUAGGCGCCCGGAGGAUAAAAGGUUGACUCCCCAAAAGUAUCUUGUUUGGGCGUGGCUGUCGUAUAGCCCAGCCAUCGCCCCGUGUUGCCAUCUUGAGGAUAUAUACGCAUCUGAAGAGAGGAAACCGAUUCUUUGCCUCACGGCGAUCAUUGCCUGCUGCUUUUUCUUUGCCUGUCUCUUGCGUAUUCCCUGCCCGCACCAUGUUUUGUUGCUGCUGCCACCACAGCCCGAUAGCCUGUCCUCAUCUCUUUUUGGUUUUGCUGUUGUUGAAAGGAUACAAAUCGGGCCUCUGCGUUGUUCUCUCUGUCGCCAUUCUGGAGUUUUUUCUCUCUUUCGAUUUGCAUUAGUUAGGGGC